Panicum hallii is the source of this 1787-nucleotide messenger RNA. Its product is annotated as zinc finger protein MAGPIE-like. Gene Ontology annotation, cellular component: nucleus. NCBI's taxonomy places the organism in Eukaryota, Viridiplantae, Streptophyta, Magnoliopsida, Poales, Poaceae. The record is from RefSeq and is a predicted model, not a curated record. The transcript has 3 exons. The coding region runs from base 284 to 1588 and encodes 434 amino acids. Gene Ontology annotation, molecular function: DNA-binding transcription factor activity.
GUCUUGCAUUGGCUUGCUUGAGUAAUGACCCGCAGUACACCUAAGAAGUAAGAACAAUAGUUGCAUGCUCUUCUCUUCUGUCCCCCCAAAAUAAUCAAGAGAGCGAAUUAGCUGUUAGUUGUCCUUUUGUUGCUACAAAGAUAGAUAGAGGCAGACAAGAUUCUUCGUUCUUGGAUCGAAUUAAGAUCGAUCCAUCAGGAGGAACUAACUAAACAAGUCAAGCAGGUACGUACGGUGAUCGAUCGAGCGAGUAGUUACAGGAGGGAAAAUAAAGCAACCAGCAAUGGCAAGUGAAGCGGCAUCAUCCAUCAUCUCCAACCCCUUGGCUCCUCUCACCAACCUGCAGCAGCCGGCGUCUCAUCAACAAGCAGCUGAGCAGCAGCCGCCUCUCCCUCCUCGCGCCAAGAAGAAGCGCAACCUCCCGGGCACACCAGACCCUGAUGCCGAGGUCAUCGCGCUGUCGCCGAGGACGCUGCUGGCCACGAACCGGUUCGUGUGCGAGAUCUGCGGCAAGGGCUUCCAGCGCGACCAGAACCUGCAGCUCCACCGGCGGGGGCACAACCUGCCAUGGAAGCUGCGGCAGCGCAGCGGCAAGGAGCCCCGGAAGCGCGUCUACGUGUGCCCGGAGAAGAGCUGCGUCCACCACAACCCGGCGCGCGCGCUCGGCGACCUCACCGGAAUCAAGAAGCACUUCUGCCGGAAGCACGGCGAGAAGAAGUGGAAGUGCGACAAGUGCAGCAAGCGCUACGCCGUGCAGUCGGACUGGAAGGCGCACUCCAAGACCUGCGGCACCAGGGAGUACCGAUGCGACUGCGGCACGCUCUUCUCGAGGCGCGACAGCUUCAUCACCCACCGCGCCUUCUGCGACGCGCUGGCGGAGGAGACGGCCAGGCUCAGCGCCGCCGCGGCCGCGCCCAGCGCCGCCACGUCGCUCUGCGGCCAGAGCAGCAGCAGCUACCUCUUCGCGGGGCUGGCCGUGCGCCCCAAUAUGAUGCUCCCGCCGGCCCCCGCCGCACCGCACCUCAAGCCUGCUGGGCUCUCGCUCUGGGGCGGCAACACGCUGGGCGACAUCGGUGGUGGCGUCCUGGCCGGGCCAGGUGGCGGUGCGCCAGUGCCCCCGCACCUGUACGCGGAUCUCCUCGCGCGGACCUCGGACGCGGCGGUGCAGCUGGGGCUGGGCUGGCUGUACGGGAACGGCAAGCUCUCCUCGUCAAACAACGCCAGCGAGCUGACGACGGCGACAACGGAGGCGGAAAGCGUGCCCUCCGUGUUCAGCGGGCAGCAGCACGCGAAGCCCGCGGCGCCCACCGACAUGUCCGCGACGGCGCUGCUGCAGAAGGCCGCGCAGAUGGGUGCCGUGACGUCCGGCAACGCCAUGUCCGACGACGCUGGAGCAGCCACGUUGUUCCAGCAGAGCGCUAAUAACAAUCCCACCGGGAACGUGGCCUACGACGACGUCUUGUCGGCGGUGCGCCACGCCGGGCUCAUCAAGGACGCCGCCGUGGGGAGGGAGGAGACCAGGGAUUUCUUAGGCGUUGGCGUGCAACCGCUGUGCUCUUCAUCGCUGCCUCUGCAAGGUUGGAUUUGAUUUGCAGGUAAUGCAAUUAAUCACGUAGCUAGCCAUGAGAUCGAGAUGAUCAUCAGUCAGUACGUAGCCUUAAUUUGAACCGAUCAAUAUAUGGACGAGCUCUGUUGUAAGCUGCAAGACCGUACCGAUGCAUUAUUAUCUAAUAUCCAAGUUCAUUCUCACAAAAGAACUUUAUAUAUAUAUAUAUAUAGUUUUUUUA